This is a messenger RNA of Dunckerocampus dactyliophorus (ringed pipefish), 3289 nucleotides long. It is a transcript of the gene perm1a, whose product is annotated as PPARGC1 and ESRR induced regulator, muscle 1. The transcript is spliced from 2 exons. The record is from RefSeq and is a predicted model, not a curated record. Gene Ontology annotation, cellular component: nucleus; cytoplasm. The coding region runs from base 368 to 3289 and encodes 973 amino acids. Lineage: Eukaryota; Metazoa; Chordata; Actinopteri; Syngnathiformes; Syngnathidae. Gene Ontology annotation, biological process: response to muscle activity; regulation of DNA-templated transcription.
UUCAGAACCUUGUGGAGGAUCCCAGCAGGGCAGGUAGGAAGCAUGCACACACUUAACAUUCAUUUGUAUUACAUCUCUUUAUUUUACUACAUUAAUUGUUUUCUAGGACCCAUUGCUAGAGAUGCCAAAACAAGUUGCUGCAAAACAGUACAGGAUUGGAGUAAUAAUAGACUAUUGUGUAAAGGUGCUUAUCUUUGAUUAUGUAAUUUAGUGAUCCAUAGCAUUGUUUAGCAUUAGUAAAGGUCUACGUGCUAACAUUCUUUUAAAUCAGUGUCUUUCAAGUGUUUACAAUAUGUUUCUUGUGAUUCACUUUGUGUUGUUGCACUUUUAAACUCUUUGCAGGUUGUACUGAUUCGUUUAUGUUUAAAUGGAGGAUUUUGAAUUCAGUGUGGAGAUCUGCGACCGUGACUGGCAAUGCUUUUAUGAGGAGUGUGAGGAGUGUAACCUGCAUCCUCCAUUGCUGGCCACAGGGGACGAUUCUGGGCUGAGUGACGGUGAUGACACAAAGUCUGCGUUUGUUGAAAGCACGCAGAAAAUAGAACUAAAGAAAAGAUUUCCAGAGGCUGAUUACUCCCUGGACAGCACGGCUAACUACACAACGGACAGCACACCAGACUGCAAGAGCUUUCCUGUGAAGACUGGUCUUAGACAACAAGCCAUUACUGGAAUGGAGAGUACCCUGUCGUGCAGUGAGGAAGAUAUCCACCUGCAGUCGGUCAAUAUGUUCUUUGAAGGAAUAACAGAAAGCAGAGAGUCAAAGGAAGAGGUGGUCGAUCUAUGCCACAAUGUGAUAGAAGUCUGCUGCGAUCAGCCUGCCAGAGGUGAAACAAUAGUUGGCAAAGGGAAUGACAUCAGCAAAAUAAACACAGUAAAAAAAGCUCAGCCUGGCUCACAGCUCAAGACUGACAUACCAUUUAAUAGUGGUUCCAUGGAAUCCAGGACACAUAAGGCAACUCUUCAUCGACCUCAUGACCUCCCUGAUGACAGUGUGUGCUCAGAAGUAAAAGAGGUCCAAAUGUGCCCAUCAUCUCAUCUCAGAAAGAAGGAUCACGCUGGAGACCCUCCGAAUUCAGAUUCUUCAUUGACCUCCAUUAAAAGGAAGCGAAGGAAGAAAAGACGACUCAGCGUAGAGCCAGCCCAAAGUGAAUAUGACAGACAGACAGAUGAGGAGCAAGACCUGUCAUCACGUCACAGCAGUACCAGGUUCUUGUGUCUAACUGAAGCACAAGAGAUAGACUUGUUGGUCACUAAUGAUCUUCCUCGGAUCAUCCACCCGUCUGGAAGUCUAAGUCAGCAUGAACGCAGGGGAAAUGUUGAACAUAAAGAUGAUUUACUGUGUGAAACUGAUGCUGAUAAUGUGUGUUGUUAUUCUCCUAGUUGUGAUGCUAAAUUAAAUCUAGAAGGCCGCAGAGCAGAAGUCAUUUUGCCUACUGAGAUAGCAGCCUGGGAUGAUGAUGAUGAUGCUGUGGAAGGUUGCCAAGGGGAUAAACUAUCCACUGCUAAGUCCGUCCUGGCUGCCGAGGCUCUACAUUCUGUCAGAGACAAGCACACGGGGUGUCAAAGAGAGGCUGAGCCGCAGCAACAGAUGGAGAUGGAGGGUCACAGCCUGGACCAAAAUACCUCUGAUUCCAAAAAGGCUGACUUUUCAUUAAUGUCUGACACUCAAAUGCUGACCUUUUCCAACACGGAUCUCCAAACGUGUGAGACCAAAGUGUACCCAAUGGAUGAAUUAACAUCUGACUUAGUGGAUUCGUCAGUUCAUAAAAGCUGUCUGUCACAAAGUCCUUCCAGUGUAGCUCUUAAAGAAACAGAACAUCACAAGAGUUGUGACGAUAACGGUUCCUAUUCAUCUGGUGGUCGUUCAAGUAAAAACACAAGGCUUUUAGUGUCGCCCUCUGAAGUAAACAUUGCUGGUUCUUCUUCAUCUCCCAAUCCAAUGGACACCAAAGACGGAGGUGGUAAAACGUCCCCAACCAUGCCCUUACACCAGGAAGCAGAUCAUGACACAGGACAAUUAUUAACAGAAUUAAAGGUCAAAGACGGAGGCGUCAUCCCAACAUCAAGACAUGAACAUCCUGUUUUUGUCAUGUCUUCUUUUUGGCGUGAGAUGGAGAAGCUGACAAUAAAUGACAUCUUGGGUUUGAGGAAUAAGAAUGAGGAAACUAGUGAUUCUGGCUGUUCCUCUAAUCCUGAGAGGUCCACUAUACUGCAAAUUGGUGAGGACACAUUUGGUCAUCUUAAAGCAGUUGAGUUGAAUCCUGUUUCCACAUCAUCAAAGUGUGUACUGCAUUGGGAGAGUGAACCUAAGCCCAUGUGUGACGUUUAUCCCAAGCCGAUGAAGAUGACCUCUCUGGGUGGUUUUCCUGGACAUGUAAUGUCUCCAAAGGGUGUCCGAAAAAUUUCAAAAAACGUAAGCGUGCACAAUCUACGAGCUCUGGAUUCAGAGUCCUGUAGCAGAAUGCAGACAGGCCAAAGUUUACAAACCUUAGAAGAAGGAGAGUUGGAGAAAGUGGGGUAUUUCAGCGAUGGAGGUACAGCUUCAUCAACUUCAUCAGCUUCAUCAACACACAGCUACAGUUUCUCCCUCCUGGAUAUAUUUCAGUACUUCUUUGGAGGAAAUCAAGAAAUUUCAAGCCAAUCAGUGACAGAUGACAUCAUAGACUUCACCAUGGCUGGAAAUUCUGUUUCUGAAACAUACGAUCAUUUCUUCUCCCAGUUUGAUACAAAUAACUUUUUUUGCCCUUUCAUCACAGAAGAAAAGCACAAAAAGUCGUCUCCAGUCACCUCCGGGCAGACAAAGCUACACUUUCCUGAAGCUUACGACUACUUCUUUGUAUCGUCUUCUUCUUCGGAUGAUUCCUCAGAAGAAGAGGAGGAUGAAAGCUGCGGUCCAGUGAGGGUUGUAAGCAGGCUCAGCCAAAAGGCAGAUGCCACUCACACCUUAACCGACAUUUAUGAGAACUUCUUCUCUGAUGGUGACAUGCGAGACAGUUUCUUUUGGAAAAUGACAUUCUCUUUAAGGAAUGUUCACCUCAGUGGAGGUGCAGCCCAGAACAAGACGUCAAUCCCUUCCUCUCCUGUACACAUGAGCCAAAAUGUUCAAUCCCUUGCAAAAACAACUCCUCUCAGAUAUUUAGCUCAUGUGGACAGUCCUGAUCCACUCAUCCUGCAAAGGGAAGACACGAUCUCUAAACAAAUAUCGGCACGACUACUCGGAUAUGAGGAAUUGCAAAGAGCUGUUCCAAGCCCAAGUAAGAUCAUACAAAGUUACAUAAACAUUUACAAAUAA